This is a messenger RNA of Symbiodinium pilosum, 516 nucleotides long. The record is from the annotation of a GenBank genome assembly. NCBI's taxonomy places the organism in Eukaryota, Dinophyceae, Suessiales, Symbiodiniaceae.
GACACUUCCUUGCCACGCAUGCCAACGCCUACAGCCACGCCGCGUGGAGUAGCCACACCGCGUGCAGGUGAGGAAGCGACAUUAGCCCUCGAAGAUGGCAACACGCAAGAAGCAGCUGCAGGUGAGGAAGUCUCCGUGACGGUUUCGAAGAGCCUCGAGGACGUCCAGGGGCCUCGACCUUCGACAGCAAACUCGGUCUUGAGCUGCCUCUCCGACUCCACUGCAGGUUCAGGUCCCAGUCGCCCUGGCACAGGCGACACGACGGCAAAGCCUUCAGACGCCGAGGCCGAAGCAGCUGAGAAGGCUGCUGCAGAGAAGGCAGAGGCUGAGAAGGAGGCGGCAGCGAAGGCUGGAAAGAAACAGAGCCUAUGGACUGAGAGUGGAAUGGCGUCCUUCGCCGGUGAGGGAGCAAGUGCUUUCCAAGAUGAGUCUAGCAUUGCCAGAGACGAGGCAGCGCCGGGAGAACGCAAGAGCUUCGGCGAUCUGGUUUCGGAGACAAACAGGCGCCCGUCGACA